AUUUCAAAUCCGGACGCGAUCUUCUCCCUUAUCCCCUGCUGCGAAGCGCGCGCCGUGCCCACCACUUGCCUUUGACUUUACAGGGAUCGAGUCAUCCCCCUCGUGCCACUCCAGAGUACGCGUCUCGAGUAUGUACAGGCGUACGCGUAUAUAUUUGCGCUUCCCCGGACCGGCCUGCCAGUGCCAAAAGUCAACCCCAUCCCGCCCCGGCCACCACCACGCGUCCGUCCUACCUAGCUAGCUCACUUCGUCAAACCUCUCCAAGCUCAAAUCCCCGGUCGCCGUUCAUGUGCGGCCUGCUUCUGCGCAUGGAGCACCUCAACGACUGGGACCUGCAGGCCGUCGUCAGGAGCUGCGCCACCUUCUCCUCCUCCCGCCACCCCCAGGACCGCGCCGGUCCUCCUCCGGGCACCGCCGCGGCGCCGGUCAAGCGGGAGCCGCGCGACGUGGUCCGGCCCGCGUCGGCGGCCAAGGACGCGUCGUCGCUGUACGGCCUCGAGUACCUGGACCUGGAUCACAAGCCCUUCCUGCUGUCGGCGCCGUCGUCGCAGUCGUGGGCGGCGGUGGACGACCGCCACGAGAUGAUGAUCUCUUUCCCCGCGGCGGCGUCCACGUCCGGCGUGCGCCCGCGGGUGCCGCCUGGCCGGAAGCCCGGCAUGCGAAGCAGCACCCCACGCCCGAAAAGAAGCAAGAAGAGCCAGCUGAAGAAGGUGGUGUGCGAGGUGCCGGUGGCCGACGGCGGCGUCUCCUCCGACCUUUGGGCAUGGCGAAAGUACGGUCAAAAGCCCAUCAAGGGCUCGCCUUAUCCCCGGGGGUACUACAAGUGUAGCAGCAUGAAGGGGUGCAUGGCCCGGAAACUGGUGGAGCGCAGCCCGGCCAAGCCCGGUGUGCUCGUCAUCACCUACAUGGCCGACCACUGCCACCCGGUGCCGACGCAGAUCAACGCGCUCGCCGGCACCACCCGCCACAAGACCACCCCUGCCGACGGCCACGCAGGGACGACGACCACGACGUCGCCCAAGAGCCACGGCGAUGCCCACGAGGCGGUGAGGUGCGACGACGAAAGCAACGAGACGUCGUCCAUGGCGGUGGACGGUGCCACUGAGGACGCGGCGGGGGAUGACGGCGGCGAGUUCUGGCCGACGGAGCUGGACCUGGACGAGUUGUUGGCGCCCGUGGAUGGCGAUCUGGAUCAUGUCUUCGACGAGGACGACGCCCUGGGACGACGGCUCUCGCUAUAGCUGGAGAGGAAAUUUGUAGCUAUAACCUAUAGGCACCACCGAUUGACAACUUUUUUGCCCCUGUGUUCACAUAUUUGCGAAGGAGGGGUCACGCAGCAGGCAAGAAGCCAUGUAUAUGCGUUUGAUGUGUGUUUUGUGCUUGAUCCCUCUCAACAAAAUUGAUGGAAGAUUUCUGAUGUA
This is a messenger RNA of Triticum urartu, 1421 nucleotides long. Its product is annotated as WRKY transcription factor 22. Gene Ontology annotation, molecular function: DNA-binding transcription factor activity; transcription cis-regulatory region binding. Gene Ontology annotation, cellular component: nucleus. The record is from RefSeq and is a predicted model, not a curated record. Gene Ontology annotation, biological process: regulation of DNA-templated transcription. Lineage: Eukaryota; Viridiplantae; Streptophyta; Magnoliopsida; Poales; Poaceae.